GUAAGCUGUCACCGACAUGGGCAGUGAGCACUACUGCUUGAGGUGGAGCAAUCAUCAAUCCAACCUGUUAGGGGUGUUUAGUCAAUUAUUACAGGACGAGAGUCUGGUGGACGUAACAUUAGCUUGUUCUGAGGGCGCUUCCAUCAGAGCCCAUAAGGUGGUCCUCUCGGCCUGUUCCUCAUACUUCCAGAGCCUUUUUCUGGACCACCCCGAAAAACAUCCAAUUGUGAUAUUAAAAGACGUCCGUCUAUCCGAGCUGCAAACAUUAGUAGAAUUCAUGUAUAAGGGCGAAGUAAACGUGCAAUAUUGUCAGCUCUCUGCUCUAUUGAAGACAGCGGAAUCACUGAAGGUGAAAGGUUUAGCAGAAAUGACAAAUCAAAAUACUGCAUUAAGAGAACCCGAAAGAGAACCUGAUCGUUUAAGAUCAUCUCAUUCACAACAAUCUAGUACUGCUAAAUCAUCAUCUGGUGUAUCAAUUGCAGCACCAACAUCUUCAGCUGCUACAGCAGCAUCAUCAUCUUCAUCUAUAUGUGAUCCGCAGUGUUCAAUGGAAACUUCUUCACCAAAUUUAAUUGGUAGUGGAAGUGGAACCGGUAGUACAAUAUGUGCUUCGUCAUUAAGUCAACAACAGCAGCAAACUCAAAUAUCAACAAAUUCAAGUUCUGUUUUAGCGUCAAUUUCAACAACAAAUAGUAAUUUUAAUUUAGCCGUUAAACGUGAAAAUGAUCGUUGUAGUCCUUCACCACCAAAAAGAUUACAUUCAUCGGCACCAUCAUCAUCGCCUCUACCAUUAGAUUUAUAUCAAAGGCGUUGUCCAAGUAGUCGAAGUGAUAGACAUAGGCGUUUAGAUGAAGAACAUGAUUUAUCAACAUCAUCAAUGGGUGGUGGUGGUGCCGGUAAUACAAAUAUUGGUAGUGGCUGUGGUGGUAGUGGUAGCGGUAGUGGUGGCGGCGGUGGUGGAAUUAGUGGUCGUUUAUCAAGAACACCAACAACUAUUAAUGAUGAACAACUUUCACCAGGAAGUUGUGGUUUAUUGGGUGAUAAAGAACGUGAAAAAGAACGUGAUAGAGAUAAACAUAAUAAUUCAACUGAUGAUGAUGAUGAUUGUAUUGGACCAAAUUCAAUUGGUAUUAAUAUGACCAUUAAUUCUAGUAGUUCAAAUAAUGGUAUACAAAGUGGUGGAAGAGAUAGUAUUAGCAAUCGUAUUAGUAGUGGUGGUAAUGAUGGUGGUGUUAGUCAUACAUCAUCAUCACAAACGGUUGUUGUUCCUCCAUUAAAUACGUCAAAUACACAAACAUCAUCAUUUCAUACAUCAGAUUUAAGACCAUCAUCACGUAGUGGUGGUAGUGGUACAGGAAAUGUUAAUAUAACGCACACAGCUACCAGUAGUGGUAUUAGUAGUCCAAUUAUAUCAACGGAACCAGUUGCUGGACCAUCGGGUUUAGGACCAGUUCAAUCGGUGCCAUUAUCCUUAAAAAAGGAAAUUGAUUGGGAACGUAGUGAUGAUAAAUCUGGUGAUACAAUAGACUACCGACAUUCACACGAUUCGAUUGAUGAACAUGUUAUUCCAAAUUUUCCACGUUCUUUGUCAGCGCAUCCAGCAACUGGACGCUGUCAAAGCUCUUUUCCACUUCCAUUUACUUCUCCUCUCGGACUAGGCUUAUUUGAUACAGAUCCGUCCAGAAUAUUGGCAAUAUUACAUCACCAAGCACUAUUAGCUGAAGAAACUUUAAGAUAUCGGGGUCUUUUAUUUUCAUCGCCAAAAGAGCCAAUUCGUUUUAACUCAAUAACUGAUAUAUUAGCAUCGUCCAAAGACCAUGAUUUUCUGAAUAAGCAUGCAGCAAUGUACAAAUCUCAAAGUCUCUUUAAUAACAACAAUAACAGUAACAUUAAUAAUCCAAACUAUAAUAAUAACAACAACAUUGCAAAUCGUUUCUCAUUGACACCAACAAAUAUUAGUCAAACAACUUCACAUUAUCAUCACAGUCAUAAUCUUUUAGCAAGGCAACAACAUGAACAACAACGAGAACACCAGAAGCAACAACCACAACAACCACAGCAUCAACAACAGCAACAGCAAAAGCAACCGCAACAUCACAAUCGAAAGGCGGAGUCAUCACCACCCUAUUACCAAAAAGAUUCAAUACUUGAAGAAUUAAAGAAACGUUCAGAGGAAACCGUCCAACGAGAAGAAGAAGCUGAAAUGGCUGAAUUAGCUUUAAAUGGUAAUACAUCAUCAUCAGCAUCAAAGGACUCAUUAAAUGAUUACCUACGUAGAGGUGCUGGUGGUGGUUCAUGUUCAUCAUUAGGUGAUACUUCAAGUUGUUUACGUUAUACAACAAGUACAGAAACGUCCAGUACCAAGGAAAAAAGUUCCUCAUCAUCUACCUCAUCGACACCACCUCCAUUAUCAAAAUCAACAUCGUCAUCAAUUAUGUCAACUGUUGAUUCUUUACUUUUUUCCGAGCCAAUUGAAGAAGAAACACAUUGUGUUGUGUGUAAUGCACAAUUUCCGAACGUUUGGUUAUUAGAACAGCAUGCCGCUUUACAACAUCCUUGUGCGGGUCCUGAAGAUAAACCAUUUAUAUGCGAGCAAUGCGGUCAAUCAUAUCGUUAUAGAUCAGCUUACGCAAAACAUAAAGAACAAAACCAUCGUGCCCGCUUACCAGCGGAUAAAUUAUUUACAUGCGAUGUAUGUGGAAUGCAAUUUCGUUACUUAAAAUCAUUUAAAAAGCAUCGUCUUAAUCAUGCACUAGAAAGAUUACAUGGUAAAAAAGAACGUAGAAAUAUGUUGGACAAUCAACAUCCAAACAACAACAAUAACAAUAAUAAUAACAACAACAGCAAUAAUAUUAAUAAUGGAAAUAAUAAUCAAGAAAUUGUAACUAGCUCAAAUGAAAUGCUUCACAAUGAAGUGGCUGAUCUUCGAAUGAGUUUUAAACGCGAAAAGGAGAAUGAAGAGGAGCAAGAUAAUACUGUUGAUUCAGUGGGCAUUGGUUUAGGUGAUACAAAUUCAUCUUCAUCUGCAACACCAACUACAACAACAAAUUUGUCUACACCAGAAACUCCCCCCAUUUGUGCUGAAACAAAAAUAACCAGUUCGGAAAGUCUAUAUAGUACAAAUAAGAGAGGCAUGUUUUUCUUACAACCUCGAUUAAUUUCACCACAAAUUGAACCAGAAUCAUCACAACAAAUGCAUCAAAUGCCGACAACAUCACUUAAUACUCUUAUUAAUGCUGAAAGGAUUCCAAGUGAACAAUUAUUGGGUUUAAAUCCACAAGAAGCAUCAAUAUUAAAUUUUCUUAGAGUUGAUGCCGCUGAACGUCAAAGAGAUAAAAGAACACCAUCAUCACGUUUCUCUUGUCCCUUUUGUGGAAAAUGUGUUCGAUCAAAAGAAAAUCUUAAAUUACAUGUUCGUAAACAUACAGGGGAGCGACCAUUUGUAUGUUUAUUUUGUGGUCGAGCAUUUGGUGGUAAAUCUGAUCUAACACGUCAUUUACGUAUUCAUACAGGUGAAAGACCAUACCAUUGUGAAUCAUGUGGCAAAUGCUUUGCACGAGCUGAUUACUUAUCAAAACAUCUGACAACACAUAUUCAUAAUGCACCCCGCUGAGAUGAGGCGCGGAGGAGAAGACUCCUCCGCAGAUAAUGUGAUCAAUAAAUAAACAAAAUUUUGUAAGAAAAGUGAUAAAGGAUCAUCUGUAAAUUGAAUAAAAAAAAAGUUGAAAAAAAAAAACAAGAAAGAAAGAUGAUACACAAAGAUAUAAAAAUACUAAAGAGAUUUUCUUAUUUUUAUUUUUAAUCUUUUUAUUAUUUUAAAAAAAAACAUAAGAAAUUUUGGUCACAAAUAUUAAAUUUAUUUUAUUUAA
Condylostylus longicornis is the source of this 3869-nucleotide messenger RNA. RefSeq names its product myb-like protein A. NCBI's taxonomy places the organism in Eukaryota, Metazoa, Arthropoda, Insecta, Diptera, Dolichopodidae. Gene Ontology annotation, cellular component: nucleus. Bases 17 to 3613 code for a protein of 1198 amino acids. Gene Ontology annotation, molecular function: protein binding. Gene Ontology annotation, biological process: regulation of transcription by RNA polymerase II. The record is from RefSeq and is a predicted model, not a curated record. The transcript has 8 exons.